AUGGCUUCCCAAUUGUUUGAGCAAAAGGCUGCGGCCGUCAAGAACCUUUCAUCCACCCCCUCCAACGACGAAUUGCUACAACUUUACGGGUUGUUCAAGCAAGCCACCACCGGUGACAACACCACGGCUCGUCCCAGUGCUUUGAACUUCAAGGACAAGUACAAGUGGGAUGCUUGGGAAAAGAAUAAGGGCGUCUCCCAGGAGGAGGCCGAGCAAAAGUACAUUGCCUUGGUUGAGGAACUUGAGGCGAAGUACAAUUGA
Messenger RNA from Lachancea dasiensis, 261 nucleotides. Lineage: Eukaryota; Fungi; Ascomycota; Saccharomycetes; Saccharomycetales; Saccharomycetaceae. The record is from the annotation of a GenBank genome assembly.